Echinostoma caproni is the source of this 4380-nucleotide messenger RNA. Lineage: Eukaryota; Metazoa; Platyhelminthes; Trematoda; Plagiorchiida; Echinostomatidae. The record is from the annotation of a GenBank genome assembly.
GGAAAAUUCGGUAAACCGGGUGCCCCAGGUAGCCCAGGAGUUCCCGGUCGUCCCGGUGAAGAUGGACUCCCUGGACCUCGAGGGCCACCAGGAUAUCCGGGAGCCAAGGGAGAUAAAGGCUUACCGGGAAAAGUUGGUCCGAAAGGUGAAAAGGGUGCUAAGGGUGAAACCACGGAUGUGGAUGCCAUGCCUGGUCCUGAUGGUGACAUGGGUCCCCCUGGGGCUCCAGGAGAACCUGGCGCUCCCGGUCAGUUCGGGCCAAAAGGUUUCCCCGGCGAACCGGGUCCGCGAGGUGAACCUGGUCCGAAAGGUCAACGGGGACCUGGUCACGGUGAUGUGAUUGUUGGAGAACCAGGGAGAAAAGGAGAAAAAGGUCUAUCCGGUUUGGACGGUAAGCGCGGCAAACCCGGACAGCCUGGAACACCAGGACGUAAGGGUGAAAAAGGUUUUCCGGGACGGGAAGCAGUCGGAGCCAAGGGUGAAAAAGGAGCUCCCGGCUUUCCGGGACCAAUGGGUGAACCAGGCGAUCGAGGUCGAGCUGGUGUGCCUGGACCGGUUGGUGAUCCUGGUGAACGCGGACCGCAAGUAGAUGGACCACCAGGACCGAAAGGAGUGAAAGGCAAACCUGGCAUUUCCGGUUUGCGAGGUCGUGAGGGUGAUCCUGGACCAGUUGGUCCAAAAGGUGACUGUACUGUAUGUCCAGAUGGCCGACCUGGAAUACCCGGGCCAAAAGGAUUCCGUGGACCACCUGGUCCAGCGGGACUUCCUGGAAUGGACGGAUCUCCUGGACAAAAAGGUCUUGUUGGUGCCCAAGGUCGUGAUGGACAGCCAGGUCCAUCAGGAAUACGAGGCGAAAAAGGUGAACGCGGAACAGAUGGUCCACGUGGCGAGAAAGGUGACCCCGGUCCAAUCGAGUUUGUGAAUGCCACAGUCCCAGAAGCCCCACGUGGUGAUANUGGCGUUCCCGGUCGUGCAGGUAUUGCCGGAGAACCCGGACCGAAAGGCUUCCCUGGACCAAAAGGACAGACAGGACCAAUGGGACCCAAAGGUGAACCUGGUCCAAUGGGACUGCCUGGUUUCAGUGGGACUGCUGGAACUCCGGGCAGACGUGGUGAACCCGGUCCACCUGGUCAAGUGUUCCGAGCACGCAAAGGUGCACCUGGCGCGCCUGGUCGUGAUGGUCUCCCUGGUGAAAAGGGCGAACCUGGACUGCCAGGCAUGGACAACGUGGUGGAUCAAAUUUUUGAAUACAUCAAGGGUGAACGCGGUCCAAAAGGAUUGCCCGGUGAAAAAGGACUUUCUGGAUUCCCCGGAGAACAAGGUCGCGAGGGUGAGAAAGGUUUGGCUGGUAUUCCUGGCAAGCAAGGGAAACCAGGGAUGCCAGGUCCUGCUGGACCAGCUGGUGAAAUCGGAGACAAAGGACUUCCAGGACCGAAGGGUCUAAAGGGUCGACCUGGACCACCCGGAACUAUGGGUCGCAAAGGUUCUCCUGGACCAGACGGUAUGAAGGGCUAUCCUGGCCUGCCGGGUGAUAUGGGUGAACGCGGUCGUCCUGGUAUUCCGGGAAGUUCAGGUAAAGGACAUGCGGGUGAACCUGGAGACCCUGGUCUUCCGGGAUCCAUGGGUCCGAAGGGUCUUCCAGGUCGUUUGGGAGAAAAAGGUGAGCAAGGACCAGCAGGCAUACCCGGAAUCACCGGCCCUAAGGGAGAAAUGGGAGAUCGUGGGCCAAAAGGUGAUCCCGGCGAACCGGGUGAAAUCUUACAAGGCCGAAAGGGUGAGAAGGGAAUGCGAGGUGAUCCGGGUAUCCCCGGUCCAGACGGAGCUAAAGGUGAACCAGGUGCGAACGUGGUUCCCGGUGCAGAACUCAAGGGUUCUCAGGGUCCACCUGGUCCAAUGGGUCCAGAGGGUCCAACCGGUGUCCCUGGACCUCAAGGUAAACCUGGUUUGAUCGGACCUCCAGGUCGACCCGGAGCGCAUGGGAAUAAAGGUGAACGCGGAGAUGCCGGUAGCCCAGGAUUGCCAGGUCCUAAAGGAAUGAUGGGACCAAAAGGUGAUGAUGGAUUGGAAGGCCCGCGUGGUCCUUCUGGUGAUGAUGGUCCUCGAGGCGCUCCAGGACCGAAAGGAUUACCAGGUCUUCCUGGUGCUGCCGGUCCGAAAGGUUUCCCUGGUCAACCUGGAAAAGAUGGCACCGGUAUCAAGGGUGCAAAGGGUCUUCCAGGGCCAAAAGGUGUCAAAGGUCAACCUGGUGUGCCAGGUGACGAUGGUCUACCUGGUCCUAAAGGUUUGCCCGGAAUACCAGGUGUCGGUCACAAAGGUGCCAAAGGAGAGAAGGGUGUGAAGGGACAAGCUUCUCCACCCGGUGAAAAGGGUAAACCCGGUCUGGACGGUCCAGUCGGUGAGCGCGGUGAUCCUGGUCUGCCUGGUCCACUCGGCGAGAAGGGUGAACCUGGUCUUCCUGGAUCGUUUGGUCGACCUGGACGUAAUGGAGUGGCUGGUGAACCCGGGGAACCCGGGCCACGAGGACCAACUGGAUUGCCCGGUCCUACGGGAGAAAAGGGUGAACAAGGUUUGCCAGGGACCAGUGAUCGCGUCCCCGAGAUGGGACCCAAAGGUGAGCGAGGUGAACCGGGACCUCAAGGUCCUCCCGGUCCGAAGGGUGCUCUUGGACAAAAGGGUGAGACUGGAGGCAUAGGGUCUCCUGGUGUUCCUGGACGACCAGGCGAACCGGGCCCCAUGGGACCAAACGGUAUUAAGGGCCAACGCGGACCAGAAGGGCCUCGUGGACCACCGGGACCAAGCGGAGUUAAAGGAAUGAAGGGAGUUUUGGGACCGAAAGGAUUCCAAGGCCCAGAAGGUGAGACAGGAGACCGGGGUCAAUCUGUUCAGUCACCGAUGGGUGCCAAAGGUGAACGUGGUCCGGUCGGCCCUAUGGGACCGAAAGGACAGAAGGGUGUGGCAGGUGAACCUGGAUUGCGUGGCCCACCAGGUCCUCCGGGUGAGCAAGGACCAGAAGUGAGCGGCCCACCGGGUCCGAAAGGUUCUGCCGGCCCACCUGGACGACCAGGAAUCCCUGGACCGAAAGGCGAAAAGGGAAUGAAGGGAGCCUAUCCAGAUCGACCAGGACUGAAAGGCAUGCCUGGACGUGAUGGUCCACCUGGAUACAAGGGUGAACGUGGUCCGAAGGGAAUGUCCGGUCCCAUGGGUCCGAAGGGUAAUGCUGGAAUUCCGGGCGAAAGGGGUUCAACCGGACCGAAAGGUUUGCCUGGACGACCCGGAUCUCCAGGUAUGAAAGGUCAAACGGGAGAACAAGGUCCAAUGGGUCCUAAGGGUUUCCCUGGAUUGAAAGGAGAACAGGGUGCACCUGGUAUCAUGGGUCCAAAAGGCGACAGUGCAAUUGCGCAACCGGGUGAGAAAGGAGACAAAGGUUUUGCUGGACCUCCCGGCGAGCCCGGACAGACUGGUCGUCCAGGUUAUGAAGGAGCACCUGGUCAACAGGGACCACGAGGUGAACCAGGUGAUAUGGGUGAACCGGCAUUGCCAGGACCAAAAGGCUAUCCUGGACAACCGGGUGAGAAAGGGUAUGCUGGACCAGAAGGACCUAAAGGCGAUGCUGGUCCACAAGGUGAACCAGGAGUUGAAGGCGGUAUUGGAGAAACCCGUGGAAACACCGGUCAUCUUUUCACCGUCCACAGUCAGACCACACGAAUUCCAUCGUGCCCUUCAUCGACACGCAAAUUGUGGGAAGGAUAUUCAUUCCUCAGCAUGACUGGGUCAGAACGGGCUCAUGUGAAUGAUUUGGCCAGCCCCGGAUCGUGUUUGCAAUUGUUCAAUCCGAUUCCAUUCAUGUUUUGUGAAAAACAGGAGAACUGUUACUAUGCGCAACGGAACGAUCGAAGCUACUGGCUAAGCACCGAGGAGGAACCGAUGAUGUGGAACCCCGUGCCAGCAAACGAAACACAACGACACAUCAGCCGAUGUGUUGUCUGUGAAGCACCAAGCAAGCUGUAUGCUUUCCACGCACAAACGCUGGAGAUUCCAAAAUGUCCCGACGGUUGGUCUACGCUGUGGCCAGGAAGCAGUUUCCUCAUGAACACAGGAUACGGGGCUCAAGGUGGAGGACAACAGUUAGCCUCACCCGGCAGUUGUAUUCCACACUUCCGAUCGCACAUGUUUAUUGAAUGUACAGCCAAAGGUCUGUGCGGUUUCUUCGAGGAACACAAGAAUUUCUGGCUUCGAGUGAUGCCCAGCUCGAUGGAUGAGCACAUGUUCGGAAUGGUUCCGGGUACGGUGAUCAAAGUUCGAAGCAGUCCGGAUUCGGUGAGCAAAUGUGUGGUCUGUAUGCGAACGCAGCCGAUGACCACCCUGUUCUAUUUGACCUAA